Nematostella vectensis (starlet sea anemone) is the source of this 3879-nucleotide messenger RNA. RefSeq names its product Golgi-associated PDZ and coiled-coil motif-containing protein. Bases 37 to 1560 code for a protein of 507 amino acids. The transcript is spliced from 7 exons. Gene Ontology annotation, biological process: negative regulation of protein localization to cell surface. Lineage: Eukaryota; Metazoa; Cnidaria; Anthozoa; Actiniaria; Edwardsiidae. Gene Ontology annotation, cellular component: trans-Golgi network transport vesicle; membrane; Golgi apparatus. Gene Ontology annotation, molecular function: transmembrane transporter binding. The record is from RefSeq and is a predicted model, not a curated record.
CGCGAGAUGUGACGUCAUCGCUUGCCACAAAUCAAGAUGGCGGUCGCAGUGUCGAUGUUUCGGUGGCUGGAUCUUCUUGAAAAAGAAUUCGAUAAAGCAUUUGUGGACCUCGAUCUGCUACUGGGGGAAAUAGAUCCGGACCAGAGUGAAAUUACCUACGAUGGAAGACAGAAAAUGACCCAGCUUUCUUCGGCUUUUGCCCAACUUGUUCACAAAUCUCAAACAAUAUUUCAGUCAAACGCAAAGUUGGAGGCAGAGCUCGUUGCCCUUAGACAUGAUGUUGUGGAAGAACAAGCCACUAAACGUGUAUUAGAGAAAGAGGUCAAUAAUCUGCUAUUACAGCUCCAUGCCGUUCAAUUACAACUGCACACAACGUCAGGAACUCACCUUGAGUCAGAUAAUAUAAGAAGCAAAUUGGAACUAGAGAUUUCCAAAUAUAAAGCAGAUGCUAUGAAGGAGGCUAAGCUCGAUUGCCAGGUUAGGCAGCUAGAAAAGGAAAACGCUGCACUGAGAAAACAUAUUUUCUCCUUACAAGGUGAAGUGUAUGGUGCUCGGCUUGCUGCUAAAUAUCUCGACAAGGAAUUGGCUGGAAGAAUACAGCAGAUUCAAUUAUUAGGGCGUGACAUGCGAGGAGCAGAGCACGACAAAUUAUGGAAUCAGAUCGAAGCUGAAAUCCAUCUUCACAGACAUAAAACUGUUAUACGAGCAUGCAGGGGGCGUAAGGACCCUCGUAACAAGCCUCCCCAGCCACCGCCCCCAGAACCAACGGAAAAUGAUGAGGAUGCAGAUUCGAUAUCGCGGAAACGGCGGGGGAUAGGGGAGCCUAGAACAGUUAUAGUCAACAAAGACAAAACUGAAGGUUUAGGGAUAUCAAUAACGGGAGGAAAAGAGCACGGAGUCCCCAUCCUGAUAUCAGAGAUACAUGACGGCAUGCCAGCUGCAAGAUGCGGUGGCCUGUACGUCGGUGAUGCAAUACUUGCCGUUAAUGGCAUAGACUUACAAGAUGCCAAGCAUAACGAUGCAGUAAAGAUUCUGUCAAGUAUACAUGGUGAAAUCACUAUGGAGGUGCUGUAUGUAGCUCCUGAUGAUUCCAGCGACGAGGAAGAGGAUGCAUGGGAGGAGGACGACACAAGGAGAUACAGCAUGCUUGGAAAGACAGAGGACCCCGCCCGGGAACUAGCAAAUGGAGACGUCUUCAUGACAAACUCUCCUGGAGAUUCCAUGAGAAAUGGGGUUAGCAACCCAUCUAACCAGCUUGCCUCGACGUUACCCUACCUACCUAGCCAUCCCGGCAUUGCGCAGCAGAUGAACAAUACAACCCCACCCACAGAGACAGUUGUGCCCUUACAAAACACUACCCCACCCUCCACACCUAAGGACCUUUAUUUACCCAAAUCAAGUCAAGCAAAGUCUUCAUCGCAAAUGACACCAACAAGCUCACAAUCAUCUCCGUCGCCAGUUUCUCCAAGGAGUGGGAUGAACGUUGGGAACAUUACUCCAUCUUAUUACGUCCCUCCUCCGAGCAAUGUUGAAGGCGGAGAGCUUUUUUCGCCAUCAUAAAUUCUGGUAACAUCAAUCCUGUAGCUAUCUCCUACACGGUGCCAAUGGGGUGGAAUGAAAACUGGUAACAUUACUCUAUUUGGCCCUAGCAAUGCUUAAAAUGGAGUGCUCUUUUCGCCAUCAUAAAUUCUUCUUUUUUACCAUGGUGGUCAGCAUUUAAGCUAGCAGUCUACACUGUAAGGUUUAAAGGGGAUUGAUGUAUUAUUGGAAUAGUGGAUUGCCUGGGAAUAAAAGAAGAUCUUGUGCUUCUUCUUACAAGACAAAGUGGCCCAUUCAGAUCAUGUUAUGUCUUUGUAUCAUCUUUGAAUUUUGAAGUUAAAUGGGUUGACUAUUUGAAUUCUCUUGACUUUGCUUUGGGGAGUACUUUUUGGUUCCAAACAUAAAACUAUAAAUCUAUCAUUGUGGAGUUCUUUCAACUUCUACACUAUGAUGAUGUUAAACACGAAACACAUCAAACAUUACGAUGGACCAUAUAAAUCAAAUCGACAUGCCGAUCUUCUGCACAAACCUUCAAGGAACACUAUAAUGGUGUAAUAAGCAUGGAUCACUUUACAUAGCGGAGUACUAUAUCAACCUAAAAAACAUGUGUUGAAUGUUUUUGUGUGACUUCUACAGAAACCUUGCAGAUGUUUGUGCAAAUGAUCUCGUGGAGGCUGUGCACCACAUAGUGGAGCAACAUUGAGCAUUGUAUUGACAUCAGCAUAUAGUGGAGCAACAUUGAGCAUUGUAUUGACAUCAGCACAUAGUGGAGCAACAUUGAGCAUUGUACUGACAUCAGCAUAUAGUGGAGCAACAUUGAGCAUUGUAUUGACAUCAGCACAUAGUGGAGCAACAUUGAGCAUUGUACUGACAUCAGCAUAUAGUGGAGUAACAUUGAGCAUUGUAUUGACAUCAGCACAUAGUGGAGCAACAUUGAGCAUUGUACUGACAUCAGCAUAUAGUGGAGCAACAUUGAGCAUUGUAUUGACAUCACCGCAUAGUGGAGUAACAUUGAGCAUUGUAUUGACAUCACCGCAUAGUGGAGUAACAUUGAGCAUUGUAUUGACAUCAGCAUAUAGUGGAGCAACAUUGAGCAUUGUAUUGACAUCAGCACAUAGUGGAGUAACAUUGAGCAUUGUACUGACAUUAGCACAUAGUGGAGCAACAUUGAGCAUUGUACUGACAUCAGCACAUAGUGGAGUAACAUUGAGCAUUGUACUGACAUUAGCACAUAGUGGAGCAACAUUGAGCAUUGUAUUGACAUCAGCACAUAGUGGAGCAACAUUGAGCAUUGUAUUGACAUCAGCAUAUAGUGGAGCAACAUUGAGCAUUGUAUUGACAUCAGCACAUAGUGGAGCAACAUUGAGCAUUGUAUUGACAUCAGCACAUAGUGGAGCAACAUUGAGCAUUGUAUUGACAUCAGCAUAUAGUGGAGCAACAUUGAGCAUUGUAUUGACAUCAGCAUAUAGUGGAGCAACAUUGAGCAUUGUAUUGACAUCAGCAUAUAGUGGAGCAACAUUGAGCAUUGUAUUGACAUCAGCAUAUAGUGGAGCAACAUUGAGCAUUGUAUUGACAUCAGCACAUAGUGGAGUAACAUUGAGCAUUGUAUUGACAUCAGCAUAUAGUGGAGCAACAUUGAGCAUUGUAUUGACAUCAGCAUAUAGUGGAGCAACAUUGAGCAUUGUAUUGACAUCAGCACAUAGUGGAGCAACAUUGAGCAUUGUAUUGACAUCACCGCAUAGUGGAGCAACAUUGAGCAUUGUAUUGACAUCACCACAUAGUGGAGCAACAUUGAGCAUUGUAUUGACAUCGUGGAUCUACUGUACAUAACUUAACAGCAGUAGCACGGAAAGUCUAGUUUAGCUCUAAGGGUGGCAUGGAUGAAAAAUGUAUAAUAUAUGCACACUGGUUUAGUCACGAGGUUUGAUGAAAGAGAGGGGGUGCACAGGGUAAGAUUUAAGAUUUGGUGAUUAUUCAAUAACAAGACAUCUGUUUGGCAGUCAAAUGAUCUACUCAAUGAGGGAAAUAAUGGCAACUAAUGUCUACUAAAUCUACCAUGGAAAUUAUUUUAUGGCUUACAUUUAAAUAGCCUUAUUAAUCCGACUGCACAUGAUCGUUCAUUUCACUUCCUCUCCCUUUUUGAGGAAGUGAAACGAACAAUCACGUGCCGUCUGAUAAAUCAGGCUUACAGUUCAUAAAUAUUACUAAUGAGGAAAAAUUGUUAAAAGCAAAUGAGCUUGAAGGAAAUAUUUUGUAUUCGAUUGCAUGAAAUGCAUAACAUGAAUCAAAUAUGUAAGCAGAUUUUGUAGCUUAUUUAGAAUAAAAUUAUUCUUUAAAUUG